Alternaria viburni is the source of this 2091-nucleotide messenger RNA. RefSeq lists its product as uncharacterized. The coding region runs from base 1 to 2091 and encodes 696 amino acids. The transcript is spliced from 3 exons. The record is from RefSeq and is a predicted model, not a curated record. Lineage: Eukaryota; Fungi; Ascomycota; Dothideomycetes; Pleosporales; Pleosporaceae.
AUGCCUGUGGAGUGGAUGGAUGUCACAGUUGUCGUUUGUCAUCUUAACAGAUUCGCGAACGACAGUUGUGACAUCCGCUCACUAGUCAGGCAUCAAGCCUGGGACCAAGCCGGUGACCAGGUGAAGGGUGUAAGAGGGUUACAUGGUUUCUACACAACGAGCUUCGUACGUAAGCUGGAAACAGCAAAGUCAUCGCAAGAGAAAGCACAGUUCAUCGCAAGCGAUCUCCCCGCUUUGGUAGGCGACUGUGCCUUUUGGAUGGACACGUUGACUGUCGAUCAACGAAACCCAGUUGAAGUCUCAGAGAUCGUGGAUGUCAUUCCCGAUAUCUUCAGGAUGGCCAGAAAGACGAUUGCAGUCAAAGAGUGCGACGGAUUGUAUGAUUGCUGCAUUGCUGCGGUUGCUGGUUUCGAAACCGCGGACGAGUUUGCCAGCAAAUUUAAUGAUCACAGCAUUGCGCAUACUCACUAUGUCUGCGCAGAGUCGUACCUCCAGAGAUUAUGGACGCUGCAGGAGUGCUUACUCUCUCAUACGAUUGAAUUUGUGGUUGGAAGCGACAACCAACCCAAGAAGCUCGCGGUGCGGGAACAGGCUCUCGGCGACAGUGAUUUCUAUCGACACCAGACGGAUGUUGGGACUAUCACGCUGAAUCUUAAGAAGCUAGCCUACUCUUUCUGCGGUUCGCAGAGCAACACCUUCAUAGACGAGUUCGUGAAAGCUUAUGUCCAUGGCGGGACCGUUGUUAAUCCACGUAGCGCAAAGCGCAGCCAACAUGAAGACAUACACUCGGGUGGUUUUCUACUGGCGAAUCGAGCAUCGCCUAGAUCCGCUACUAUGCCCUGCGACUACAUCUUCGCGACCAUGCCAUCUUUUCCAUGGUAUACAUAUCCGAAGAAAGAGGCUUUGUCGAUGUCGUUUGGAGAAAUUUAUUCAGAUCUUUAUCAGCAAGCUGAACGAUCUGGACAUGCUUUUACAUGCAGGCUCACUCGAUCGAUGCUUGAUCCCAUGUGCACAGAUCCCACAGACGGUUGGCUACCAAGCCAAUAUCUUCCCAGUCCGACGACGCUCGGCGAUUUCCUGAAACUGAUGGGCAAUCGCGUACCCAAAGCUUCCAAUGCUACUUCACCGCACGUGCACAUCACAUCGGAUGUGCAGAUUAUGGAACUAGAAAGCAAAUGCCUGCCAGACAUUCUCAUCGCCAGGCUAGAAGCUUGUUUCGAGCAGUCGCGAACACCAUGGAUUGAGUCUUUCACAAGUGGUGAGCUUCCAAAACUCGGGAAAUAUCCUAGUCAUCGUUGGACGGUCAAUCACGCUGAUGCCGCGAGGUGCGGUUGGGUUCCCAUUAACCCAGAGUAUGCAGCACAAGUGUACGACGAUGGCGAUCAUACUCGGACGAGAACCGACCCCAGACUAGAAUUCGAGGAAGGCGAUUGUUUAGUGGACAUCAGUAGCCUAGACGAGACUGAGCUAGAGGCCAGCAUGGAUGAGGCUGGUGGACACGUACCACUCUUUGCGCAGGCCAGGAGAAUCCUUGUCCGUAUGUGGUUCGCAUAUGAGGGGCAAAGCCGCCCUGGAGCCCAGCAAGAAGAGUGGGCAGACUUCAAGCGGUCUAUGCAAGAUCUCUGGUCAACACCACUAUUACAUACCGUACUCCUCCUAGCUGGUAUGGUCAACUGUCGCAUCCCAUUAUCCGCCGCAGCAUGGGUCAACAAGCUCUUCAUCCCCGUCUACAUUCGGCACAACGAAGAUCUUCUUUCCGUCGGUCUCUUGGCAAAGCACGCACGUCGGCCUAAACAACAGCGAAAAUACCCUCUUCAUCUACUGUGCGUUGGCCAACACCUGCCCUCGCCCCACGAGAAGGCUUUUGGACAGGACUUGUUUCUUGUAGAUACGGAAACCAAGGUGCCGGUUGGCUUGGCCCCCGAUUUGUUCCAUGAAAGAUACAAUGAUGAGGCAUCCGUAAGAGUCGCAAUUUCUUUGUAUAAUGGCUAUUUUACGGAUUUAGGAGACAACAAACUAGACAUCGGCCCCCGUCUGCUCUCUGAUGAGCCGUCUGUUCCUAGAGAGGCGUGUGUCGAUAAUGUCCAGUAG